AUGGGGGAAGACGGUAAACACCAUGCAGACUUUACAAAUUUCAGUGGCGUUAGCAGAAGAGAAUCUUUAGAGCAAUUGUUAACUUCUUACGAAGCUUUAGCGGAUGGUCAAAACAAUUGGGUUUGCAACCUCGCCAAUGCUUCUUCACUACUGUGGCACGCCUACAAGUCUUUGCCACUAGACAUCAACUGGGCUGGAUUCUACGUUCGAGACAAAAAGGACAAAGAACAGCUCAUUCUUGGACCAUUUCAGGGUAAAGUUGCUUGCCAGACUAUCAAGAAUGGUAAAGGUGUAUGUGGUAUGGCUGCUUCUACUGGAACCUCACAAGUUGUCCCAGACGUGAACAAGUUUCCUGGUCACAUUGCUUGCGAUGGAGAAACGAAAAGCGAAAUUGUGGUUCCACUUGUAGAUGGGAACGGCAACUGCCUUGGGGUUAUAGACAUCGACUGUCUGGAGUAUGAGGGAUUUACCAAUCUUGACAGGGAAUAUCUGGAGCGGUUGGCAGCAUUGAUUAUCCGUACAUGCGACUUUGAAUAA
This is a messenger RNA of Lachancea fermentati, 537 nucleotides long. The record is from the annotation of a GenBank genome assembly. Lineage: Eukaryota; Fungi; Ascomycota; Saccharomycetes; Saccharomycetales; Saccharomycetaceae.